UCUUUCACGGCACUGUAAAAUUACAAGAGUGGGAGAUGUUAUAAUUGCGCAAGGCUAUCGAAUAGGGCGCAGUAUUGUCGUAACUACUGUCACAUCAAUACAUACUUCGAACACGCUUUGUACAUCAUUAAUAACAACAAAAGAACCACAGUUUGUUUUUGAUUCAAAUAAUUUUAUUUUUCGAAAAAGAAUUCACUUUUUUUUUCUAUUAUCUUUGAUGUUUUAGUGAUUUUAAUUAAAAGUUUUCCAACACUUCUGUAGUUUGAAAACAAAGCUAAAUGAUCAAACAUACCAAUUAACUACAAAAAAACAUCAUUUUCCGACAAUUUUUUGAAUAAAAAAUGAAAGUGUAACGUUCUAAUGAAUAUUCUUGAAAAAAUUAAUGAAAUAGACAUCUACAAAACAUGGUUAGUUCAUGGGUAACCCAUACGAUAACAAAUGAAUCAACAACAGAAGAACGUCAGGCUAUUCUAUCUUGCCUCUUAAGAGUUGCUCAAACCUGUUGGAACACUGGAAAUUUCAAUUCAGCGAUGGAGAUCAUUGCUGGUCUUAAAUCUAACAAAUUGAAACGCUUCUGGCAAAGUGUGAAUGAGCCCACGCCAGUGUUGGAAUACCUUUCAGCGGCACUAUUAUCUUCCCAAUAUGAGCAAGCAUUAGCACGUGCUUUGGCAAUUCCAGAGUGUCCAGUUGUACCAUUUUUUGGUGCUUUUCUCCGUGAGUUGCGUGAGGUCAUCGUUUCUGUUGCAAAGCCUUUGCGAGAAUCCGAGGAGACACAACAAACUUGUCAAGGAGACGCUCUAAAUCUGGAUUACGUGACUUCCUCAUCAUUUUUGAGCACCAUCGUUGAUAAUACGAGUGUACCAACUGGUUGGAUUUUGACUCAUAAUGAUAAUUAUAGUGGUAGUGACGCUAGUGUUACGGAAAAAAAUACAAAGAAAUGUAGAAGUAUGAAUGAUGCGAGCACAAUUCUUGACAAGGUAGCCAUUUUUCAUCGUCAUCGUCAUGCACGCGCACGUGAUGUAACGACUGGAUUAUUACAGAGUACACUUGUUGUUCAUACAACAAACUAUGAACCUACAUAUAUGAGCAAGGAAUGCGAUGAUAAUGAUUAUCAUCUCGAUCUAGACUCAUAUAAGCCAGUUCAACCUCUUGCUGCCGAUCAUGGUGUUGCACUUUUUCCAGUUACUGCUCCAAAUCAUGGAAUGGAUUUACAUCUCUUACAGAUAUUACAUCAUGGAACAACACUGGUUCAUUGGGAUUGUGAAGGUGCUGGUAGUGUUAAAACAGCACUUGUUUAUGGACGUGUUGAUCGUGCAUGUGGCUCAUUCAUAUGGGAAAAACCAACUUGGAGUCCACUCAAAACAACUGGUUUUGGGACAAUUCCGAACGAAUAUACAUUGACUGUUAAUGUAGAAGAAAUAAAAUUUCCACCUGGUCUCGUUACGAAAUAUUCAUCUUCGCAAACGGAUUGUUCAUCAAUUACACUUGAAGAAGGUUACCUCGAUUUAAAUGCAGUCAAAGAAAUCAGUAUUGGUUGCUGUGAUAAAGAAAAAGAAACGGAACUACGUGGUAUAUGCAAAAAAUAUGGACUUGUUGGAUCCGAUUCAUGUAUUGGUCUGAUGUACGGUAGCAGUCUAUCUGAUAAUCGAAUCAUUUUUUUCCUUGGACCACCUACACUUAACAAAAUAUGGUACACCGGCUUAUGUUGGAUACUUCGUGGUCUCAAACGUCAAAACCAGCUUACUGAUAGAAGAUCACGAUGGCUCAAAGAAAAGUAUCUACAGACUUACUACGAUGAUCAUUGUUCAGAUCCAAUGACUGCCGAUGCAAUAAGAGUAUUUGGUGGAAGAGAUUGGUCGAGGACCGAGAGUAUUGGUACCCAUUCACCCACGAAUAGUAAUACUUUUCGCCAACGGAACAUUAAAGGUGGAAAAGAAAAAAAGACAAAAUCUAUCGGAAAUAUUCAUGGAUUAACAAAGGAAUUAAGCUUGAGACAUCACGAUUCAUCGUCCAGCUGUGGUUUAACAUGCUCGCAUUUUCGUCACCUUACUGGAAGUCGAGAAUCGUUAACUCGAAUGAUUCCGUCAUCACCAAAAUUGAGCAACGAUCGUAUACCAUUACGUAGUUCAUCUGGUUCAAGUGAAAGGGUAUCUGCAAAUCUUCCUUAUUCGAGUUUACAAAGUCUCCUUUGUUUGACAAGAGAUAAAGAGAAGAAUAGUGGCUCCACAAGUGCAGAUUUAUAUGCUACUGAAGCUGAAUCCCCGUGGCAAGUUAAAGCUCGUGCAACUUCAAUCAUGUAUGAGACGCAACAAAACUUUGUUGAAUUCGUUGCAUUAUUUAGAUCAUUUAGUUUGAGAGCUAGGAAAGAUCUUCGUGAUUUAUUCGAGCAACUUGCAAUUACAUGUCGUAGUCAGAGCGAUGGGUCACUCCGUGAAAUCAAUAUGCGUCCUUCCGUACCUAGACAGACAAGUGAUGCCACCCCACAACGAAUCGGCCUCUUGACUCGAAAUAACUCUAUCGAUUCUUAUGAAUAUCAAAAUAGUGGAAAUCUUCAGAAGAAACAGAUUUUUGAUGCUGUUGCCGCAGCAAGUAUUGUCAAUAAUUGCUCUGGUGUGGACACAUCGAAAUCGCAAGUUAUUACAUUGGCAACGUUCACAAAAUUUUUGGAAACACGCCAACUCGAAAAACUCAGCGACGAGCAGAUUAAAUCGCUUAUCAAGCGCCAUGAACCAGAUCCAAUAUUAAGAGGUCAGUGGUGUUUAUCAUUCGAAGGAUUCGCUCGCUACAUGAUGGACAAAGAUAACUAUGCAUUUCCCAAUGAAUAUGAGAUACCACGAGAUAUUGAAAUGCAGCAGCCACUAUCACAGUAUUACAUUGCGAGCUCUCACAAUACUUAUUUAACAGGUCAUCAGCUCAAAGGUGAAUCAUCGGUUCAGCUUUAUUCUCAGGUUCUGUUGACUGGAUGUAGAUGUGUUGAACUUGAUUGCUGGGAUGGUGAUGAUGGUUUACCAUUGAUUUAUCAUGGUCAUACAUUUACUACGAAAAUUCCGUUCCGAUCAGUUGUCGAGGCUAUCGAUAGGAGUGCAUUUGUGAAAUCACCAUAUCCAGUGAUACUUUCGAUCGAAAACCACUGUUCACUAAGUCAGCAAGCACGAAUGGCUCAAAUAUUUCAAUCGGUGUUCGGCGAUAAACUAGUAACAAAGUUUCUACAUGACGUUGACUUUAGUGACGACGCACAACUACCUUCACCCUCGCAAUUACGUUAUAAAAUACUUAUUAAAAAUAAAAAACUUGUUGUUGAUCCAACAGCACCACUAGCAGUACAUUCAUCAGUUAAUCAUCGUAGCAAAAUGUUAAUGACAGAUCGCGCAUCAUCAAUGAAACAGAUGCGAACAGACGUCAAUCAUCCAUCAGUUGUCGAAUAUUUUAGUGAAGAUGAUGACGAUGAUGAAGAUGACGAUGAUGACGAUAACGUCGAUGAUAAUUCGAUAUCAAGUUAUGAACGCUAUCUUGGUACUAAUCAAUCAUACAUAAAAGCAAAAUCUGAUAUAGCCAUUGACGAUAAAAUUCAAAAACAAAGUAGUCAGAUUGCGAAAGAAUUAUCAGAUUUAGUUGUUUAUUUACAAGCUAUAAAGUUCCGUGGUCUGAAUACAACUCCUGGCAUUGUACCAGUUAUUAAAACGCGAUACCAAAAUCAUACGGGUACUGUUCAAAGACACAGUAUUGCUGGAAUUGGUACUGGUGGAAUAGGAACAUCUACCGGGUCACCCCAAUCCUUGUCAACAUCUACGUCUGUUGCUAGUGGUGGCAGUAAUAUCGAUACACUAUUUAGAUCAGGAACGCGUGGUAUGCCAUUAUGUUUCCAAUGUUCGUCACUUAAUGAAAGUGCCGCUAAAAAAAUAUGUCGAAAACAACCUUUAGCUGUUGUAGCGCAUGCUGAAAAUCAAUUAAUACGCACAUAUCCUGCAGGCAUGCGUAUUGAUUCAUCUAACUUUAAUCCAGUUAUAUUUUGGGCAUUCGGGGUACAAAUGGUUGCAUUGAAUUAUCAAACUGACGAUGCUGCGUUGCAUUUAAACGCAGCAAUGUAUGAACAAAAUGGACAAUGUGGUUAUGUUAGAAAACCAACCGUAAUGUGGGACAAAGGUCACAUGAUGUAUCGUCGUUUUAAUCCAUGGGACAAGGAAUUUGAUGGUUUGCAUUCAGUUCAUCUGACUCUGUCUGUUGUCUCUGGUCAGUAUAUAUCACAAGCGAAUUUACUAGCAAGUACUUAUAUUGAAAUUGAACUUGUUGGAAUACCAAUUGAUUGUGCGAAACAUAAAACGAAGGUCAUACUUAAUAAUGCAUUGAAUCCGAUAUGGAAUGAAAAAUUUUGCUUCCAAGUUAUGUUCAAAGAUUUAGCCUUUUUGAGAUUUGGUAUUAUAGAAGCUAAUUCUCAUCACCUCAUAGCUCAACGUGUACUCCCAUUGAAAUGUUUAAAACCUGGUUAUCGGCAUGUACGUUUACGCUCAACUAAAAAUAAACCUCUAGAUUUAUCGACACUUUUUAUCUAUUCAAGAAUAGAAGAAGAAAGUCUCGAUUACAAUACAUGCUGCAGAGAUCAUAAUAAGGAAUCUAAGCGCCUCAAUUUUGCUAAAGCACCUGAAAAAUUACGUAGCAUUGAUCUUGGUUUAGGUAGCCUAACUUUAAAACGACGAAUGUUUUUUCUUAUGGUUUACGAUGUGAUACCAGAUGAGCCAUACACAAUAUUAAAAGUCACACAAGAGAGUACAACAGAAGAAGUAAUUAUUCAAGCAUUGCAAAAAGCAAGCAUCUCAGCUGAGCAUGUCGACGAAUAUAUAUUGGUUGAAGAAGUAUCCCGAGGAUGGGAAAAAAAAGAUCGUGAAGAGUUACCAACUCAGCGAGUUCUUGAUUCAAUGGAACAUCCACUUCAAGCACAAGCAUUGUGGAAAGGACAGGGUCGUUUCUUAUUAAAAAGAGUUGGUAAUGAUCCGAGUAGUCGAGCAUGGCUUGCAUCAAUCAGAAGCACGGCAAGCCACUCAAAAUUAUUUGAAGAACGAGAAAACGAUCAAUCGACUCAUAUAUGGGAUGAAGCUGAUACAUUUCUUGUUUGCGUGUACAAUGUAUCACCAGAAAUACCAUAUGCAAUAUUACGUGUUCCAGUUAAUAGUUCAGCACAAGAUGUAUUGGCACAGGCAUUAGUCAAAGCAAGAAGAAUGGAAGAUCCAUUAAAGUUUGCACUUGUUGAAGAACUUGAAUGGGGUGGUGCAGGUCCAGUUGCAACUAAUAAUCGUCAAGCAAGAGUGUUACGUGAUGAUGAAAAUGUCUACAGUACUCAGGCAUACUGGAAAACUCUUGGACGUUUUAUAUUACGUGAACGUGAGCAUGCUUUACCUCGUAAACAUUUACUUCCUGCAACACUUGACAGAUUAAGUAAAGGUUUUUCGGUUGGUAGAUCAGUAUCACUGCCAGGCUCAGGUAAAGAGAAAAUACCAGUUUCUGAAGCCCUUUCUGAUCCAACGUCUAGAGGUUUACGUCAUCGCUUACUAUUGACUAGUCGUAGACGAGAAGUACAUUCAGAUGGUGAAGAAUCUAGAGAAUCAGAUAUCCUUAAUGCUGCUCUUCAUUUGAAAAAAGUUUCUUUGAGAAAAUUGAGAGUCUGGAGAUCUUAGUGGUGAUACCAAAGUAUUUUUAAAACGACUCAUGUUAGCCCACUGACGGUUUCUCCGAUAGAUGAUUUCCUUUAUUUGAUGGUUCUCUAAGAUAAUACGAGGAAAUUAUUUCCAAAGAUCGUUGGUUAAACACGUAUUAUUGAAAUAGAUACUCAGGCGAAAAGCUGUUUAUCAGCAGAAUAUCGUACCUGCGUUAUGCCCUGUGAGGAGAAAUAGGGUUCUCCUUCCACUACUACUGUUCAAACAAUUUCGUCUAAUAUUUAGCCUUUCUUUGUAAACGCUUUCGUAACAACUAUUUUUUUCAAUGGAGAAUAAAGAAAAGAAAAAAAGCCAUGACCAAGUGACUAGUUUUAGCUACGGAAUCAAUUGCAAUUUGUUACAAGUUGCUAAUUCAAUUCUUUCAUAUGAGAAAAAAAAGACUAGUUAUAAUAUAUAAUUAUUCAAUAAGAUAUCAAAUAAUUGCAGUUAAGUAAAUAUUUAGAGCUACAUGACCAAUAUCAGCUGAGUUACCGCAGAUAGCUUCAUCAUCAUUUUAUUUAUAUGAUUAUAUAUAUAUAUAUAUGAUUUACUACCAAGGGUGUACAGGAAAAAAAUCAUAAGUUGAAACCAUUCAACAGUUGUAGUGAAAGAGUAACCCCUUGUGAACAUGUCAACGAUUAGUACAUGAUAAUACUUAUGAAAGUACGUAUCGAAAAUAUAUUAUCUCGAGUACUUUCUGGAAUAUCGAUUCAAUAUAACAUUAAACAAAUUUAAGAAAUAAGAAAAAAAAAAAUUUUCAUUUUAUUUUCUGUCCUCUGAAUGAUAAGUUCUCUUUUUUAGUUCUUGUCUCGUUAGUAGAAAAGAUGCACAAUAUUCUUACGCAACCAAUUUUCGAUUGUCAUUUGAAAAAAAAAAAUUAGAUUCUUGAACUUAAUAAUAUAAACUACUGAUUUGAUAUUUUUUAAUAACUACAGUUUGCGAACGCUAUUGAUCAUUGACACAAUUCUUUUGCUACAGUUACAUGUACUUACACCAGCAACGAUCAAUUCAAAUAUUAAUGCGAGCUCAAACGUACUCAUAUAUCUUUGGUAAAAUCAAAGUGUUCGUCAUCAAAAACAAUAUUGUUGUGCUGAAACUUUGUAAUAUUAUUAGUUUAAGGACAAUUCUUCAUGGUAACAGUUGUAUCAAAAUCAUUCAGUAUUUUCGUUUUAUCACUUAUAAUAUUGAUGAAAUAAAUUCAACACUCAUCAACCGUUCGUUACAUGACUGCUGAUUGGUUUUACAGCUCAACAAAUUUUACCGCAAUCAUAUCCUAAUAAAAAAGUUGAUCCCAAAAAUUAUUCAAUUUUGUUGUGUAUAACUUAAAUGAUAUAUUGUAAUUAUGUAUUGAGAUGGGUUUUGUGUGUUUAUUUUUUCUUUUUGAACAAUGUGUUGCUCGAUAUUAUUGAUCUUUGUAACGUCAAAUUUUGUUUUUCUCGAAUUUUAUUGAAUAUUUAUGAAACCCUCAAGCCGCACUGUUUUCCACGAUAUUCAUUACAUAUCUAUUCGUUUCUAAAAUAAUCGCACAAUAUUAUUAUUUUAACCAAAUACUUUCUGUUAUAUCUCUCAAAUCCAGUUAAUUUUCAUCUUUUGUAUUUCGUAUAGAUACACAAAUGUUGUUUUUUUUUUGUUUUUCGAGACAUUCGUAAAAAAAACGAAUGAUUCAAUUUUGGAAGGAGCUGAAUGAUUUUAUAGCUAGAACUUUUUGAAAAAUAUAAAAUGUAUCUCAAUUAUAAAAAUGAAAUUAUAAAGUCAUGUUAUUUUUUUAUAAAUAUCGGAGGCGUAUAACACUUAAAAAUAUAUUAUUCAGUUUCGUAAUCCGGAAAAAGCAAUCAGUUUUUUUUUUCCAGGCAGACUCACUAAUUAUUUCAUUUAAAAAAAAAAAAUAAAGCAUAUUUUUUCAAUCAAAUGUAUGAUGUGUUUACUUGUUUGACACAUGGAAACUCACUGGUCCGAUUUUAUUUUCGUUUAAAAAAAUUUCUCUAAAGUACCUUAUAAUAUCGACUAUUAGAAGAAUCAUUCUUAACUUUUGGGACCAUUAUGAUGGAAUUAUUAACCAUUUUUUUCAAGGUACCGAUAACAGUAUUACAGCUCUUCAUGUAUUGAUUGACUGUGUCGAAUUAGAGUUUACAAAACAUAUUUAUUUGAGCCCUGUUUUGAUGAUCGAAGGGUUUCGUAAAGUUAAUGUAGAAAGACAAUGAAUUAUUGUGUCAUAUUAGGCAGUAGUUAAUGGAUAUCAUUAUAUUUUAUUUUUUUAUUGUACAAGUUCAAAUGGAAGUAGCCAAAAAGUUUCUCAGGUUGCUAUGAAUUAUAACGUACAGAUUGGUUUAAUCAAUGUAAACACAUAUUUGAUAUCGUUUUUCAGGUGACUAAAAGAUUAAUAUUAGUUCAAUUGUUUGUAAGUUUAAAAAAGUAUUACCUCCUAGCUUACAAAAAAGUAAAUAUCAUGACUUAUUCAUGAAAAAUUAUUCUAAUUUACACUAUAAAUAUCUCUAUGAAGAAGAUUAGAAAAAAUCAGAAAAAAAGAACUUUAAUGUUUAAAAAUAAAUAAAUAUAUUGUUAUAUUCAUUUUGUUUUUAUUGAAAUCAUGAAUUUAUUCUACUGAAAAAUAGCAAGUAAUUUUACCUACUUGGUUAAGGCAAUUCAUUAAUAUUUAUUAUAUGAUUCGUUUCGAUUCUGAGUAUUCUAUGUAUACAAUCAAAUAAAUUAUUAAACCUAUGAUAUAUGCUCAUAAAAAUAUGCAAUAGAAGCAACGAAUCAUAAAAACUUUGUAAAAAUACAGGUCUAUUCGAUUUUUCACCGCUUCCAUUUAAAAAUUUAUUGAUUUCUCAUUUUCGUUUAUAACUAAUAUUGGGAAACCCCAUGAUAUGAAUCUGCAAAAAUAUGUUUAAUAAGGUGCCAUAAUAAUGUUUUUUACAAAUAAGAAUAUGUAAAUGAAUAAAUGACACUUGUUUUAUUAUACUUAUAAUAAUAAUAAACCUCAAUAAGUCAAUAAAAGUUCGAGUAUAUGCAAUCUAAUUGAAAUAGCAAGCGAAAAACUUUUGUAAUUUUUAAAAUAGAGACUUUUUAGCAUGAACGAAAAAAUUAACUUUCUCAUCUUCGAUUAUUUCAAGAAUAAAAUUGUGUUAUGAUCUAAAACAUAUACUCAAAACGAAAUAAGAUGAUCAAUAAAUGAAUACUUUAUUUCAAAAAUUCAA
Aphidius gifuensis is the source of this 8884-nucleotide messenger RNA. RefSeq names its product 1-phosphatidylinositol 4,5-bisphosphate phosphodiesterase epsilon-1-like. NCBI's taxonomy places the organism in Eukaryota, Metazoa, Arthropoda, Insecta, Hymenoptera, Braconidae. The record is from RefSeq and is a predicted model, not a curated record. The transcript is spliced from 13 exons. Gene Ontology annotation, biological process: small GTPase-mediated signal transduction; phosphatidylinositol-mediated signaling; lipid metabolic process. Gene Ontology annotation, molecular function: guanyl-nucleotide exchange factor activity; phosphatidylinositol-4,5-bisphosphate phospholipase C activity. The coding region runs from base 405 to 5669 and encodes 1754 amino acids.